AUGGCGGCCGCUCACCUCCAGGCGGUGCUGGGUUACCUGGAAGCCUUCAGCAGGGCGGCCUCGCCGGAGAAUGCUCUGGCGGAAUGUGAGAGGCAGGUCGACCUCCUUCAGGCUAGCCUCACAGAGACUGAGUUUGACUGCUCCUCUGCUUCCGAGGUUUUGGUCCUGCUAGACUCGGCAGCCGCAAAACUGUGCUUGUCAGAGCAGCAAAGGCGUCAGCUUGCGCAGGCGCUGCCCACAGCCACAGAAGGGAAACCGAGCAAGCCUUCCACUAAGCGGAAGCGUCGAGACCAGCAGGACUUCUCCUACGCCUUCCGGUACUUGACGAGAAGUGUCUGGCAGCAGCUACAGGACCCCGGCCUGCGCGACUUCAAAAAGCUGGACGUGCUGUCCAGCUACUUGGCCAGCUUGGGGCUCCGCUGUCCGUCCGAGUUCACAGCCCAAGUGGUGACCUGGUACUUCUUGCUGUACGGCUCGGACCACGUGCCCAUGAACGACGCGUUGGCCGUGCACAAGCAGUACCUCUCAGUCAAGAACGCUCUGCAAAAGCACGCGCGUUUGUGUCCAAAGCUCCCCGACCUGCCGUACGUGGUGGCUCUCCCAAGCAACGUGGGCGACCUUGACCAUGCUUGGCGUGACCGUGUCUUCGCGCAAGAAGCUCCCGCGGCGGCUCCCUUUGACGACGAGGAGUUCAGGCUCAACGCAGUCGGCGUGCCGGCUCGCAUGAGCAACAAGUGGGUGCGGCUGCAGCUACAAACCCUGAAGAUGCGUACGGGCAAGACUCCGGUUGGCCCUUGUGUCCGCAGCAGUAGCGAGAUGAAGUUUGCACUGCCUCGCUGCCCCUCGACAAUGGACUGCGACUCAGACGAAAGCCCACUGUUCUUGAAGGAGCGCCGCAGGCAACCGCCGGCAGCCCUGCUGCCCCCGCCUCCGCUGCAGCCCAGCCAGCACGCGCAGCUUCAGGUGCCGGAGAUCCUAAACCUGUAUAAGCCCUCGAGAGCCCCCUUUAGGUCCCGCUAUACCUUGAACUCCUGA
Molecule: messenger RNA, 1035 nt
Organism: Symbiodinium natans
Lineage: Eukaryota; Dinophyceae; Suessiales; Symbiodiniaceae
Source: the annotation of a GenBank genome assembly